GACACAUUACAGUUUUAUUUUGUUUGUUGUGUAAAUAUUAUGAUUUUGAGCACUUUUAAUACACGGUGUAAUAAGCUAACAACUAGCUGACUAGCUAAGCGCCUCCACUGCAGAACAUCUCCAAAAAUGGCCAAAAGCUUGCGGAGUAAAUGGAAGAGGAAGAUGCGAGCAGAAAAGAGGAAGAACAAUGCCCCGAAGGAGUUAGCCCGGCUGAAACAAGCCCUGAGUCAUGACAAGAAAGGUGAUGCCAUGAUGAGCGACAUGCAGGAGAUCGCCACGGUGGUGCCAGCUGAAAAGAUCAAGAAGGAUGCUGACGUUGACAUUACAGAAGCUGGUGAUGAGGGGAAAAUGGACUUGGACAGCAAGCGCAACAAGAAGACUCUCCUGAACGAACACGGACAGUAUCCUGCAUGGAUGAACCAGCGACAGGCUAAGAAGCUGAAAAGCAAGCGAAUGGCUAAGAAAGGCGGCCAGGGCAAGAAGAAGAAGGGCAUUGCCUGGUGAUAGAAAGGAGAUGUUUGACAGAUGUUUGCUCUGACCCCCCACUCCCCCAUCCACGAUGACUGUCACAAUGGGGAUGAUAUUGUUAAUAAUGAUGUGAAUGAGUUGAUGUAUGGACAGAUGCAGGUAGUAGAUGUAAACAGUCCAGUGGUUUGACAGUUCCAAUGUUUUGAGAAUUCUUCAUUUCUACCCGCAAACAAGAGAUGUAUGCAAGACCAUACAAAGUUCAGAAUUGCAUUAAACUCUCUAGAGCAUAGAUUUAUUGAAAUUUGUUGGCAUACGAGCAACAUAACCUUACAACUCAAUGUGACCGGACACUGUCGUAGCGCAGCUCACUGCAUCAGCUGAACGUACGCUGCUGGAAAGAGGCCGGUGCGUCCGUGGCAACUUCCCUUCCACCAGCCCUCAUCGAUCAUCUCUAUGUUGGUGAUCACAUCGUCUGGAUUGAAGGAGAUCUCGUCGAUGUCCUCUGCGAAAAGUGAGCCGACAACGUCCUCCCAAGUGCACGCAAAUUGAAAUUUAUUAAAAAAAUAAAUAAAAAUAAACAAAAAGUGUCAAAAGUAACAGCGUACCUCCUUGAUAGUCAUAAAGUGCUUUUGCUUGGACGCCACCUGACAGGUCUUCGUAGUCGCCGGUAGCUGUAGGGAUAUUAAAAACAAAAAAUAAUGCAAGGGGUCAGCACAGGCAGCUAGGGGUGUCACGAGACGAUGCACGAGAUUGGAUCUGGGAGAGCAAGAAAGUUACUUUUUUUAAAAGUACAAUGAAAAAAAAAAUGUUGCAGUCUACCAAUUUAAGUUCUACUACGUUACACUCUUCUGCACUCUGUGUGUAUGCCAGCGGCCCCGCCUCCACCCCGUGAGACAAAGACUGCAUGACUGAGAAGAGGGCUCACUCCGCUCAUGGCGUUGUUCUAUGGAACAAACAUUCCAAAGCGCUGAAAGCAAUGCACAGAGUGAAUCCUCUUCCUGCCUGUUUGGAGGCGGGAGACGAGGAAAAGAGACUCGCACGCACAUGGUGAUAUAUUGACUAUCAAGUUUUUCAAAAAUAUAUGCAUUAAAUCAUUGCUGUUUUGUAAAGUAUGCAUACUG
Molecule: messenger RNA, 1589 nt
Organism: Dunckerocampus dactyliophorus (ringed pipefish)
Lineage: Eukaryota; Metazoa; Chordata; Actinopteri; Syngnathiformes; Syngnathidae
Gene: llph
Product: LLP homolog, long-term synaptic facilitation factor
Exons: 3
Coding region: 127-504 (125 amino acids)
Biological process (GO): dendrite extension
Cellular component (GO): nucleolus
Molecular function (GO): RNA binding
Source: RefSeq, a predicted model, not a curated record